AUGUCGUCGCGAAUGCCCUCAAUCCGACGUCCAGUAAAGACAACAACAAAACCCGAGGACUCGGUAGACAAUGAUGGCACAGUGAAGAAGAGGAGUCAACUUCCUCAACUGACUCCACGCUCGCUCAAGACAACCAAAGAUGUUUCUGCUUCCAGCUUGCCUAUCUCUAGUCCCACAAGGCCGACCAUGGGCAUUGCUACAAGAUCCAAGGAAGACAAGGCUGCUAUGCCACCCCCUGCUGCUCCUGUCAGUCGCUCGCAGUCCAUUCGCACACGUACGAUACCUCAAUCUUCUUCGACAACCGCCGCAGCGUCCACCAGGUCUGCCCUGACCGCUUCCUCGCGAAUCCUCUCAACUCGAGCACCGACUUCUUCGACAACCACCGCACCGAAACCACGUGUCGCCUCGCAUUCCCGCACAGCCAGUACCUCGACUAUCACAACCUCGAGCACGGGUGACUCGACCCUGAAACGUCCUACUACCCUUGAUUCCUCUUCGAGACAUCUUCGGUCGCAGAGCUCGACAACCACCGGUCUCAACUCGAGGUUCACCACACCAUCCGCUCCAUCCACGCCGACUUCCGUCAAGACUAGCGCGGAUCCUGUCAAACCUCCUGUCAGACGUCUUGUGCGGCCAGGCGUUGCAUCGACCGGACCAAAUCUCGAACCUACUACCUCAAGGCCGGCCUUCAACACGCUUCAACAACACUAUAGUCCUGCCAAAACCACCUUACCCAAACCACCAGUACCAUCAUCACGGGCUGCUCCAUCUGCUGAAGAGAAGGCUGUCCAAUCAGGCGCCGUUUUCGAAACGACCAAACUGCAAUCUGAAUUAUUGUAUCUCUCGCUACUGCACGAAUCAGCCGAGCCCAACCUUCGGAGUUACGAAACAAGUGCCAGGAAAGCCCUGCAGACAGAAUUUGAAGCGGCGCAAGAUGAGGUGACGGAGAUACGAGAGCAAGAACGGAUAUUCCAAGAACAAGGAAGCCUGUCCGCUAUAGCAGCCUGGCUGGGAGUCGAGGGAGCACAUGUGAGCCCUGAGGCAGCCGAGAUGAUACAGAGUCUAAGUGGCUGUUUCAACGAGAUUUUGGGCUUGUCGGCUCCCGAAAGCAAAUAUACAGCACUGGUGCACAGCUUCUCGGAAUGGGCAGCAGAGGCGACAGAACCAGACAGAGCGCACAUUUUCUCAGGACCUUUACCGCAAGAUUGGCAUCAAACGCAUGCAUCAAUUACGCAGCGGUUGCGACUGGUGGAAAGAGAGGUUGAAAUGCUUCCAUCAGCGCCCUCGCAAACGCCUCAAGAUGCAGAGUCGUCACUAUUUAUCAUGCUCCAAUGCCUGAAGAAUCUGGUCACAGGCAUGAAAGAGGAAUUGGAAGCCAUGAGCCGACUUGAGCAGCAGGUGGUAAGCACCGAGAAGCAGCGUGUGAGUAGCGCUGUGGCUGGGCUGUGUAUGGACACACUUUUGCAAAGCUCAGAAGAGUGGACGGCCGCUUGGUAG
Aureobasidium melanogenum CBS 110374 is the source of this 1497-nucleotide messenger RNA. RefSeq lists its product as uncharacterized. Bases 1 to 1497 code for a protein of 498 amino acids. Lineage: Eukaryota; Fungi; Ascomycota; Dothideomycetes; Dothideales; Saccotheciaceae. The transcript has 2 exons. The record is from RefSeq and is a predicted model, not a curated record.